Messenger RNA from Drosophila busckii, 1615 nucleotides. It is a transcript of the gene Cht11, whose product is annotated as chitinase-3-like protein 1. Gene Ontology annotation, cellular component: extracellular region. The record is from RefSeq and is a predicted model, not a curated record. Lineage: Eukaryota; Metazoa; Arthropoda; Insecta; Diptera; Drosophilidae. Gene Ontology annotation, molecular function: chitinase activity; chitin binding. The coding region runs from base 77 to 1339 and encodes 420 amino acids. The transcript has 2 exons. Gene Ontology annotation, biological process: chitin catabolic process; carbohydrate metabolic process.
CACUGCUUGCAUUUGGCUUUGUUAUUGUUAUUGUUAUCUUUUAUCAGUUGAUCAGUUUUGCAAAAUAAUAAUAACAAUGGUUGCCUACGAAAAAGUGCAUCCGGAGCCAAAACAAAGGCAUCGUUAUUUUCAUUAUUGUUGUUUCCUUGCGCUGCUUUUUACUUUCAUUACAUUGUACACGUUUGGGCUAUUGGCGCUAACUAAAAAGCAAGCGGACGAUGCCGAAAUCGCCGCAUCAGCAGGCAAGCGUCUAGUUUGCUACUAUUCUAGCGCAGGUCCUGCUAAGCUAAGCCUCUUGGAUGUGCCCGGCAAUUUGUGCACCCACAUUAACAUUGGCAUCGCCAAUUUGUCCAAUACUACGUUGGAAAUACCACCGGACUUGGCCGCAGUGCUGCAGAACGAGACUUGCCUGUUUCGCGAAAAGAAUCCGCAGGUGAAGCUAUUGCUAUGGAUUGGUGGCGGCGACAGCGGACAUGAGUUUGCCGAAAUGGUAGUGAAUCAUGAGACACGCAAGCAGUUUAUACGCUCAGUACGUGACGUGCUGAAGCAGUAUCCCAGCUUAGAUGGCAUCGACUUGGAUUGGGAGUUUCCCAGCGCAUGCGAUAAAGAGCGCCAGCAUUUUUCACAGCUGCUCUAUGAGAUACGCAUGGAGUGGAUACGCGAGAAGCUACCCGAUAAUAUACUUAGCUUGGCAGUGGCAGCGCCAGAGGGCAUUGCCUAUUUUGCCUAUGAUAUGCAACAGAUCAAUUUGUAUGUGGACUAUGUGAAUCUAAUGGCCUACGAUUUUCAUUUCUAUCGCAAGGAUAUGCCCUUUACCGGCUUGAAUGCCCCGCUCUUUGCACGCGCCAAGGAGAGUUCCAUUAUGGCCACCUUUAACAUCAACUAUACGGUGAACUGGUGGCUAAAGAAUGGACUAGAGCCGCAACGCUUGGUAGUAGGCCUGCCCACAUUUGGACAUUCCUAUACUCUAGUCAGUCCCUUCAAUAGUCGCGUGGGUGCACCAGCCCGUGGCAUUGGCAAAUGCGGCGAAGCUGGCUUCACUACACUGACAGCGACCUGUGAAUGCAUCAAGACGUUCUUUGCGCCGAACUUGUACUUCGAUAGGCAGACCUGUUCACCCUAUUUGAGCGCUAUAAUGGAAUGGAUUUCGUAUGAGAAUGCAGCAAGCAUUUCCUGCAAGGCUCAUUAUAUCAAAGCAAUGAACUUGGGCGGCAUUAUGGUAUUCUCACUCAACACGGAUGAUCUCAAGAACAAGUGCGGCUACAUGGGUCCGCGGGCUCAUACGCCAGCGUUUCCGCUGGUGGAGACCGCCAAGCGCAUUCUAUUGCCGCAUUACUAAGUCAAGGCUAUGCUGCUCCCCCCCCGCCCCGCCCCUCCCAUCCUGUAUUAGUUUUUAGUUUAGAUAAAACGCAUAACGCAUAUGGCUGUAUUAUUUUUUAUAUUUGUUUUUAGUCAAUCCUACCAUUAAGCACGCACGGAGUUUUAUGUACAGAGUAUAAUACCAACAACAAAUUUUAAUAUUCUCUAUGUGUACUACAACAUAAUACACUAUAUAUGUAUAUAUAUAUACGAUAUCAAUACGUGUUAAUAAUGCAAUAAAAAAUCCUUAGAUCAA